AUCGUCAUCAAUAGGGCAUCACCUCUUUGACCUAUUCACUAUCCUCACUAUCAUCUCAAUCGUGCAUCACCGCUAUCACCAUCUCAAUAGGGCGUCAAAAAAUCUUUUAGCAGUAUCUUACGUGCCAACAUCUCCCUCGCCAAAGUAUGCGUCGGUGCACAUUUACGGCAGAACGUGAAUGAACCUCGGCGGCUAACACAGACCCUGACCAUCGUCGCCUUCUGUGACCAUCCUCGCCACCGCCAUCACCCGCCCGUGCCCUCCACGUGUGGCGUGACCGUGCACACCGCCACCAUGCACACCGCCACCAUGCACGUGGAUCGCCUCUUCAAGGUGCUCGUGGUUGGCGACCCCGUGGUGGGCAAGACCUCUUUCGUGCAGAGAUUCGUGCACGAUGUCUACACCAGGCACUACCGCGCCACGGUGGGAGUGGAUUUCGCUCUGAAAAUCAUCCAGUGGUCCGAGACCGAGACGGUCAGACUCCAACUAUGGGACGUAGCAGGGCAGGAGCGGUUCACGUCCAUGACGCGGCUCUACUACAAGGACGCGGCCGGCUGCAUCGUGAUAUUCGACGUGACCUCCCUGCCCUCCUUCCACAACUGCCUCAAGUGGAAAAGCGACCUCGACUCCAAGGCCUUCCUGCCCGACGGGAGGCCCAUCUCGUGCAUCCUGCUCGCCAACAAGAGCGACCUGCCCGACUGGGCUGUGAGCCGGGCUGAGAUCGAGCAGUUCAGCCGGGACUCGGGGUUCCUGGGCUGGGCGGAGACAUCCGUGAAGAUGAACCACAACAUCACGGAGUCCAUACGGGUGUUGGUAGAGGAGAUGCUGUGUGUGGGAGGUGCCGGGGAGCCGAGUCACCUGUCCGAUGGAGGUUACCUGCAGCUGGGCACGGAGGACGCGGGGAAGAAACCUCGACGAUGCUGCUGAGAACUCCUCUCCUCCCACCGGCGUAGCUGUCGAGUGCGCAGGCGGUGCAACUGCCCCAGGGCCUCACAGGCCAGGGGGCAGGGGGCCCCAGCCGCAGGGCUGCGUCGAAGUGGGGAAUUUGGACAGAGGCGAUCCCUGAUUUUAUUUCUUGCACCAGGGCCCGUGCCAACCACACUAUUGUGCCACUGCCUCCUCUGCUGCUGAUCGUAUCCAGCACCAAGGUUGGAACCAUCGACACACAGGAGGAAGUGCAUGGGUGAAAUCUUCGGUUUUCGGUCAGGCCGUGAUAGAUUGUUGUCGUUUUCAUCAUCAUCAUCAUCACCACCAUCACAAUUUUCAUCGUCAUCAUUAACUCCAUCAUCUACAGCGACAUAAUUGUUGUCAUCAUUCACUAGACCCCACGUCAUUACCGUCAUUAUUGUCAUCAUCAACUCUGUGCGUCACCACCAUCAUCGACACAAGUAUAAUCAUCGUCCACGUCACUGUCAUCAUCAUUGUCAUCGUCCACGUGGCCUGUAAUCAGCUGAUCAUCAUCAUGAACUCCUCAUCGGCAGCUCCAUCAUCAUUCCUCAAGGAUCAACGACAGCAAACAUCACUUUCUGUGAAGUCAGCGGUGGCCUACCUGCGGACAAACUGUCUCCCGCCAUAGCAGUGUGGAAUGUCCACUGACCGUCAUCGACGACAGCCCCUGCGCUCAUUUGUGUCAGGGAGACAACUUCGCCUUGACUCGGUGGAGAGGUGAACAUUGGGUGGGCCGGGUUGUGAGAUACAAAGACGGCUGAGGAGCUAACGGUGUAGACACAAACGAGAGAAGGCACGUGGGACACACCGAGGCAUCCCACGGAUGGACAGACAGAUGCCAGGGUGGGCAUCCCCCCACGCUUGGUGUUGGAGUUGAAGUUCUCUCCGACUUGGUACUGAAGCGGCGGCCGGUUCUUCUGCCUGCCCGUCGCGAUGGGGGAACGUGCCAGCGUUCGCGUGCCAGCGUUCGGUAGCACCACCGACUCUCCCCGGCUCUCUCGUGCCCUCAGAAAACUCCACGCGUUCCUCAACACCAACGUGUGUGUGUCUGUUGAGUAUGGCCUUCAAAAGAAACAAAAAUAUAUACAAUAGGCGACGUUUCGGGCCAACGGCCCUCUUUCAUAAUACUCUCAUUUUAUUUUACCAGGUAGCGCCUGCUGAGCUAUUAGCUCUUUUACAGAGGCGGCCUGUCCAUGCGUGAGUUUAUUGCUCAUCGAAGUGGCUUUAGAGCGUCACCACGUGUGGCAAUUUAUAGUAGCGGGCAAAUCAUCUAAACGCAUGGUCCGUUUGUAAAUGCGGAGGGAAAAACCGGAGAGAGAUUAACGCGACCACCACAGGGAGAGACAGAGCACGUGGACUCCAAAUAUACAGCGACAGGCAUCGUCAAGGUCCGGGAUUGAACCCACCACCUCCUGCGUACAAGGCGAAGGAGAAACCAUCCCCGCACCACCGCGAUAAAAUAGAGGCCGUAGAAAUAGAGUGAAUAAUAAUAAUAAUCAGUUGAUAAUAAAAGUUGGAAAAUGCACUUUACGCCAUGGGGCCUGAUCAGAAUUAUAUUUUAAACAUUAGUUUCUAAUAACCAUGUUUUAUAUCGGCAUAUGAAUAGUUACCUACAAAUAGCUAUUGAGUAGCAGACACAACCUUUCGUUAAUCAAGACGUAUGAAUUAAAUUAACUAAUUUAUCUUUCAAGUAAAAUGUUUAAAAAUAAAUAUUUUCAGCUUGAGCUUUCUGCAGCCUGCUGAGCUGUGUGGAGCACUGUGGGUAAAUACGUUCACAAAUAGACCGCCUUCAUCUUUCCGCAUAAAGAGGAAAGAAAUGUUUUAGCCUAGGAGCCGUCCAGAAUGAUGUUGUAAAUGCACGCGUGUAGGCCCUCCUGUCAAUCCACUCCUGAACGAGGCCCUCCCGAUACCUGAGCGGGGUUUGAGGCCUUCUUUGACCAAACUUCGCCACGCUGGUGAGUACGGAUGGGUGAAGGCGUUGACUCUAGACGCGGCAGGAAAGCAAGUGCACCGUGCAGGACAAAAGUGGAUUUUGUUGCACCGUCCUCUGCUGCCCGCCGUUGACAAAUCGGUUGUUUGAGAAUACAAACUCUGGACCCGGAUUCGCCCUUUCGGGGUCUCGUCACAGAGACAGACCUCUGAAACAAAUGCUGGUUUCACCAUCGUCACGUGGGGUUGUGUUGUCACGUGGCGUUGUGUGCGUGCGCGCCGAUU
Messenger RNA from Lethenteron reissneri (Far Eastern brook lamprey), 3162 nucleotides. It is a transcript of the gene RAB29, whose product is annotated as RAB29, member RAS oncogene family. The record is from RefSeq and is a predicted model, not a curated record. Lineage: Eukaryota; Metazoa; Chordata; Hyperoartia; Petromyzontiformes; Petromyzontidae. Gene Ontology annotation, molecular function: GTPase activity; GTP binding. Gene Ontology annotation, cellular component: late endosome; phagocytic vesicle; Golgi apparatus. Gene Ontology annotation, biological process: phagosome-lysosome fusion; endosome to lysosome transport.